Messenger RNA from Suricata suricatta (meerkat), 4062 nucleotides. Its product is annotated as zinc finger protein 252-like. The transcript is spliced from 6 exons. Lineage: Eukaryota; Metazoa; Chordata; Mammalia; Carnivora; Herpestidae. Bases 304 to 3102 code for a protein of 932 amino acids. The record is from RefSeq and is a predicted model, not a curated record. Gene Ontology annotation, molecular function: DNA-binding transcription repressor activity, RNA polymerase II-specific; RNA polymerase II cis-regulatory region sequence-specific DNA binding. Gene Ontology annotation, biological process: negative regulation of transcription by RNA polymerase II.
GUCCGGCCGCUCUGGCGCUCGGGGCCUGGCUUCUGCUAGGGGCAUCUCCGGUCUGGGCGAGGGCGGUCGGCGCGGAGGUGUCUGAGCGGCCCUGGGUAGCGCCAGGGCCCCGAGAGCGCGCGGAGGGCGCGUGGAGUGUGGAGAGCCCGCGUGUGGUGGGAGAACGGCAGGGGAGCGUGGGAGGCCCCCGCGGAAACGCGCGUGGUGGGGUCCAGGCUCCACGGGUCGCCGCGGAAGGGUGGCCGCGUGGAUAAAGAAGGCCUUAACGACUUGCAGAGCCCAUGCUUCCAGCAGCAGUGUUACAUGCCUCCCCUUCAGUCUGGAAGCAAAAGCAGAGUGAAUAUCCACUUGCGAUACACAUUGCUACCUGAACUAAGAGGGCUUUCUGGAAGUCCCACACUCUGUGUCUGCUGCCAUAGACCUCUUGAGAUCCAGGCACAGAAGUCUCAGUGUUGCUGUGACAAGCAGGCUGGUCACAUUCCAUUACAAUCUUCCCUCUCCCUGCAAUUUUGCCUGCCUCCUUGGGACAAACUCAGAGAUCCAAUGAUAGCCAUCAAGCAGCUCCUUCCUGAUGGACCUCAGGUCUCGGUUUCGUUCGAGGACGUGGCUGUGCUCAUCUCCCGGGAGGAGUGGGGCUGUCUGGGCCCUGCUCAGAGAUGCCUCUACAGGGAUGUGAUGCUGGAAACCUAUAGAAAUCUGGUCUCGCUGGGCCUUCAAGGUUCCAAACCUGAUGUCAUCUCCAGGCUGGAGAAGGGGGAAGAACCCUGGGCCCCACACUCCCUGAGAAUUGAGGAAGGCUGGAUCCGGAGUCAUAGGAGUGAAAGUUUUGAAUCUCAAAUGGAAAAGAAGGAAUUACCUCCAAAGCAGGAAUUUUCUAAAGCAAUGAAGUCCCAGGGAGCAAAAUCAGAAGAACCUGUAAGAAAUAUAUCCAAGGAAUAUAAUUUUGAAGAGAUGUAUAAAAGUGAGGGAAAGAUAAAGAAUUACUGGAAAAAAUCUGCAGUGGAAGGAUUUAAGAAAUCCUUAUCCCAGAAGAACAAUUCCAAGCCAGUGACAUUGACACAUGUGAAAACCCCUACUGGGGGAGAAGGCCAGAUACCCAGUUCCAUGGAGGUUAACUGCACUGCGGACCCAAACCCUGUCGGAUUUCAUAGAGGCUCUAGAGGGGAGAGUCUCCACCAGAGUGUGCCAUGUGUAGAUGACUUUCAACAAACUCAGGACCUCAUUAAUCUCCCAUAUUUCCAUCUAGAAGAAAGAUCGUGUCAGACUGAUGUGUUUGUGGAAGUGGCCAGGCACAGUACAAUUCUUGGAGAAAAUCAGAGAAUUAUCAAUCCAAAGAAAUCCAUUCAGUGUACUGAGGGUGGAAAACCUUUCAGCCAGAGUAGAGCUCUUUCUCAACAUCAGAGAAGUCACACUGGAGAGAAGCCCCACACCUAUGCUGAGUGUGGCAGAGCUUCCAGGGCUUGUUCCUACUUCAUUCAGCACCAUAACAUUCACACUGGGGAAAGACCUUAUGAAUGCAGUGAAUGUGGAAAAGCUUUCAGUGCCCAUUCAUCUUACAGUCAACAUCUUAAAAUUCAUACUGGGGAGAAACCUCAUGAGUGUAAUCAGUGUGGGAAAGCCUUUAGUCAUAGCUCGAACCUGAUUCAUCAUCAGAGAACUCAUAGUGGAGAGAAACCUUACAAGUGUAAGGAAUGUGGGGAGGCUUUCAGUAGACAGUCACACCUCCUUCAGCAUGAGAGAGCUCAUUCUGGAGAGAAACCUUAUGACUGUACUGACUGUGGCAAAGCCUUCAGUGCACGAUUAUCUCUCAUUCACCAUCAGAGGAUUCACACAGGAGAAAAACCCUAUGAAUGCAGUGAAUGUGGGAAAUCCUUUAGCCUGAACCGAACUCUUAUUGUUCAUCAGAGAAUUCAUACUGGAGAAAAGCCCUAUAGGUGUAAUGAAUGUGGGAAAUCCUUCAGUCAACGUUACCAAGUCAUUCAGCACAAGAGAAUUCACACUGGUGAGAAGCCUUAUAUAUGCAAUGAGUGUGGAAAAUCAUUCAGUGCUCGCCUGUCUCUUAUCCAGCAUCAGAGAAUUCACACUGGGGAAAAACCUUAUGGAUGUAAUGAGUGUGGGAAGACAUUCAGUCAAAAGGGACAUCUGAUUCAGCAUCAGCGAAUUCACACUGGAGAGAAACCCUAUGAGUGCAGUGAGUGUGGAAAAGCCUUCAGCCAGAGUUUUAAUCUCAUUCAUCAUCAAAGGACACACAGUGGUGAGAAGCCCUAUGAAUGUAAUGAGUGUGAUAAAGCCUUCAGUGUGCUCUCUUCCCUUGUUCAGCAUCAGAGAGUCCAUAAUGGUGAGAAGCCCUAUGAGUGUCACAAAUGUGGGAAGGCUUUUAGCCAGGGCUCAAACCUCAUUCAGCAUCAGAGGAGCCACACUGGAGAGAAACCCUAUGAGUGUAAUGAGUGUGGGAAAACCUUUGGGCAGAUAUCCACACUGAUUAGGCAUGAGAGAACACACAAUGGAGAGAAGCCCUAUGAGUGUGGAGACUGUGGAAAAGCCUUCAGCCAGAGUGCACACCUUGUCCGCCAUCGAAGGAUUCACACUGGAGAGAAUCCCUAUGAGUGCAGUGACUGUGGGAAGGCCUUUAAUGUCCGCUCCUCUCUCGUCCAGCAUCACCGAAUUCAUACAGGGGAGAAGCCUUAUGAAUGUGAGAAGUGCGGCAAGGCCUUCAGUCAGCAUUCACAAUUUAUUCAGCAUCAGAGGAUUCACACUGGAGAGAAGCCCUAUAUGUGCAAUGAAUGUGAGAAAGCCUUCAGUGCACGCUUGUCCCUUAUCCAACACAAGAGAAUUCACACAGGAGAGAAACCCUACAAAUGCACUGAAUGUGGAAAAUCCUUUCGACAAAGCUCUCACCUUAUUCGUCAUCAGAGAGUUCACAGUGGAGAACGACCUUAUAUGUGUAAUGAAUGUGGGAAAACUUUUAGUCAGAGAAUAACUCUUACUAGUCAUGAGAAAAUUCACGCUGGAGAGCAAGCCUAUAAGUGCCUUAAUUGUGGGGCCCUCUUUAGUGCACAGGCAGCUUUCAUUCAGCAUCGCAAAGUUCACAAUGGAGAAUAACUCCGCUUUAUUCAAUAAAGUCUUCACUGUUUUACAUCAGAAGCAGUAUACUGAUGGGAAAAUUGUCACUUUUACAGCUUUCAUUUUGGAGGUCCAUCUCUCCAGUGAUUUCACAGUCUCCCAGUACACUGUUAACUAAAGGUAGGCUGCCCAAUUAUGUGCUAAAAAUUCCAAGGUCACACGCCUUCCCUCAGAUUCAGAGGGUGGCCCUGUGCUUGAGUAGUUUAAAUAAGCACAGUUUAAAUAUCCUUAUUUAAAAUCACUUUUUCAUAGCACCAGACCUUAAGGUGCAGUGAGGAUUUUAUAGGGCCACUUGCUUUUCUUCCCUUGUUAUCGUGUUUCAGGUUUAAGAAAAGUUAACUGGAAUCCUUGCACUUUCAACUGUGAUAGAGCCAGGUUGGGAUGUCCUUGUUUGCUGGUUUGGGCCUCUUCAAAAUGCUUUCGAUAAAGUAGACACAGAGUGGCAUAUGGAAUAUGACUUAACACAUUUUGUUCUCAAAACCAAGAUUGGUGUAUUCCAUAUCAGUUUCUCAGGGGGAGAAGACAAGCGGUCAUAACUGUCUCCUCUUACUGGGCAGCCUGGCACUGAACAGACUCUGGUGAGGAGUGGCAGGUCCUUCUGCUGCCAGAGGACAGAACUCCAGGUGAGGCAGGAUAAUAAAGCAGCUUUUAGUAGGUAGUUAAUUGUGCAGGAUGUCAGCCUAGGAACUCUUGUAUGCCUGCUUUAAAGGUGCCUUUUGUCCUCCAGAGUGACAUUGGUCAGCAAGGUUUCAGUGUCUUUUGAUUCUUGAUGUUUGAGAAGACAAAUAUCUUGGGAGCCCUGUAUUCCUAAACCCAGUUUUCAGAGUUGCCAUCCUUGCCUGCAGUGCUUCUGUCCCAGGCUCACUUAUAAAAUUUUUUAGUAUUUUUUUUUAUUUUUGAGAGAGAGAGAGAGACAGCAUGAGCAGGGAGGUUCAGAGA